Molecule: messenger RNA, 1044 nt
Organism: Blastocystis hominis
Lineage: Eukaryota; Bigyra; Opalinata; Blastocystidae
Exons: 6
Coding region: 1-1044 (347 amino acids)
Molecular function (GO): transcription cis-regulatory region binding
Source: RefSeq, a predicted model, not a curated record
AUGCCUCGAAAAUACGAGAGUGAGAAUCCAUAUAUUAGGGUCAUAAUCUCUGUUGUCUGUAUUCAUUGUGUCAGCCAAACGAACUCCAACAAAGUGACGUACCCAUAUCGCUUCCAAAUGUUGAAGUCACUACAACCAUCGAAAGUAUGUAUUCUAAAGCUUAAUCUGAGUCUAGAUGACUCUCUAAAUUUCAACACAAUGGAAGCAAGACCCGAAGAAUAUCAAUCAGGAACCUUCUACCAAGAAAGCCCCUCCUACCCCAUGAUCCAGCAGGAAAUGCCACAUCGAAGCAGAGAUCAGCGCGUCUCUGCAAUUUCAGGAGAAGAAAUGGCUGGAGCCAUCGAUUACCACAUUCCCAAUUCCUUUGGCGUCAUCUUCAAACCUCCUCCUUCGCAGAAAGUCGCUCCUGCCCUCCCUUUUUCCCAGCCCAUUUCCUACCAACUCGCUCAGCCCAUGAAAGAAACGCUCAUCGAAACCCCGAACGCUCCCAUUCUCCGUUUCCCCUCCCAAUCCAAACCUGCGCAGAUCCCCCUGCAGUCGUUUCAUCCGCCAUCCGACAAGCUUCCUGACGCUCCGACCGAUUUAUCGCUCUACGACCCCAUGAACCACGCUUCGAAAUCUGUGGGCCCCUAUCUGAACGGGGAAAGCGAAGGUCUCGCGCUCGCUGGCUGCGAUUACCCGCGGUUAUUCAACUCGUCGCUGGGAGAUUCGGUUCCAAAACGCUCGUGCAGUUCGCUUCUGGAGAAUCCAAAGCGAAUCCGAAGCGCGUACAAUUUCUUUUCGCAGGAUUUCUUCAAUAAAGAGCACAUCGCGGCGGAUCACCACGAGACGAUUCACGACGCCGCAGCAGAGUGGAAGAAACUCCCGGAGAAGGAGCGGAGAAUUUACGAGCAGAGGAACAAGGAGGACCAGGAGCGAUACGAGAAGGAAAUCAAGAUUUAUGAAAAGCAGUUUUUGGAUCGGGGCGUGCCGGUGCUGUUGACGAAAAAAGGUGGGAUUUUUGGAGGGGAUUGGAGGGAAAGAUCAGCGGAAUUAUUUGUAUGA